This is a messenger RNA of Peromyscus californicus insignis, 14154 nucleotides long. It is a transcript of the gene Ralgapa2, whose product is annotated as Ral GTPase activating protein catalytic subunit alpha 2. Lineage: Eukaryota; Metazoa; Chordata; Mammalia; Rodentia; Cricetidae. Gene Ontology annotation, molecular function: GTPase activator activity. Gene Ontology annotation, cellular component: cytoplasm; nucleus. Gene Ontology annotation, biological process: positive regulation of GTPase activity; regulation of small GTPase mediated signal transduction. The record is from RefSeq and is a predicted model, not a curated record.
AGGGGCGGACCGGAGGCUCCCGUGGGGCGGGGCCGAGGCUUUUGCGUCGACACCGCCUUCCUGCCCCGCCCCUGGUCGUUCGGCCCGCCCCUCCUUCCUGGAGCCUCCGCUGAAGCAGAGCCGGCGCGGCGGCCGGGAGGGGGGCGGCUAGUGGCCGGAGCGACACGCGCCCGCCGCGACCCUAUGCAGUGACUCGUGCGGCGCAGGCGCCUCCUGCCCCGCCGGCGGGGCCCGGGAUUCCCGCGGCGGGAUGUUCUCCCGAAGGAGCCACGGGGAUGUGAAGAAGUCCACGCAGAAGGUGCUGGACCCCAAGAAGGACGUGCUGACCCGCCUGAAGCACCUGCGGGCGCUGCUGGAUAAUGUGGAUGCAAGCGAUCUUAAGCAGUUUUUUGAGACCAACUAUUCUCAGAUAUAUUUCAUCUUCUAUGAAAAUUUUAUAACACUGGAAAAUAGUUUGAAGUUAAAAGGGAAUAAUAAGUCACAAAGAGAGGAGCUGGACUCCAUCCUCUUUCUUUUUGAAAAAAUACUGCAGUUUCUACCUGAACGAAUUUUCUUUCGAUGGCAUUACCAGAGUAUAGGCUCAACUUUAAAGAAGCUUCUACACACUGGAAAUUCUAUUAAGAUAAGAUGUGAAGGAAUCAGACUGUUUCUUUUGUGGCUUCAAGCACUUCAGACAAACUGUGCGGAAGAGCAGGUGCUGAUUUUUGCUUGCCUGGUGCCUGGUUUCCCAGCGGUCCUGUCAUCCAGGGGGCCCUGUACACUGGAGACACUCAUCAACCCUAGCCCUAGUGUAGUUGAUGCAAAAAUAUACCCAGAAGAAAUCACCCCACUUCUGCCAGCCGUAUCAGGGGAGAAGAUCGCUGAGGACCAAACAUGCUUUUUUCUUCAAAUACUGUUGAAAUAUAUGGUUAUUCAGGCUGCAAGCUUGGAGUGGAAGAAUAAGGAGAAUCAAGAUACUGGUUUUAAAUUUCUUUUUACAUUGUUUCGAAAGUAUUAUCUUCCUCAUUUGUUUCCAUCAUUUACUAAGUUAACCAACAUCUACAAACCUGUACUUGAAAUUCCUCAUUUGAGACCAAAGCCUGUAUAUGUUACUGUAACUCGAGAUAAUGAAACAAUUUACAGUACAAAAAUUCCAUACAUGGCAGCUCGUGUUGUUUUCAUUAAAUGGAUUGUAACUUUCUUUUUGGAAAAAAAAUAUCUAACUGCAACACAAAACACUAAAAAUGGAGUUGAUGUAUUGCCUAAAAUCAUCCAGACUGUUGGUGGUGGUGCAGCACAAGAAAAGGUGCCAGAGCUGGAUGGUGCUGGGUCCACAGAGCAGGACAAAAGCCAUUCUAACAGUAGCACCUUGUCUGACCGAAGACUCAGCAACUCCAGUCUUUGUAGCAUUGAAGAAGAGCAUCGAACGGUGUAUGAAAUGGUGCAGCGGAUCCUCCUGUCCACACGGGGUUAUGUGAAUUUUGUGAAUGAAGUAUUUCGACAGGCAUUUUUGUUGCCUUCCUGUGAGAUAUCUGUAACAAGAAAAGUAGUUCAAGUAUACAGGAAGUGGAUCCUCCAGAACCAACCUGUGUUCAUGGAGGAGCCAGAUAAAAAGGAUGUUGCCCAGGAAGAUGCUGACAAAUUAGGACUUUCAGAGACUGACUCCAAGGAGGCCUCGUCUGAAAGUUCUGGUCAUAAACGGUCAUCCAGCUGGGGGCGCACGUAUUCCUUCACAAGUGCCAUGAGCAGAGGGUGUGUGACAGAGGAGGACAACACAAAUGUGAAAGCCGGGGCCCAAGCUAUGCUGCAGGUCUUCCUUACAAAUGCUGCGAAUGUCUUUUUGCUGGAACCGUGUGCUGAAGUUCCCAUGCUCCUGAGAGAACAGGUAGAUGCCUGUAAAGCUGUUCUGAUUAUUUUUCGGCGCAUGAUAAUGGAACUUACAAUGAAUCAAAAGACAUGGGAGCAGAUGUUGCAAAUCCUUCUCAGGAUAACAGAAGCUGUCAUGCAGAAGCCAAAGGAUAAGCAUGUAAAGGACUUGUUUGCCCAGAGCUUGGCAGGGUUGCUCUUCAGGACACUUAUCGUGGCUUGGAUCCGAGCAAACCUCUGUGUGUACAUUUCUCGGGAGCUUUGGGAUGACUUUCUAGGUGUGCUGUCAUCCCUCACAGAGUGGGAGGAACUCAUUACUGAGUGGUCCAACAUCAUGGACUCCUUGACAGCUGUGCUCGCAAGAACUGUGUAUGGAGUUGAGAUGACAAACCUACCUCUAGAUAAAUUAAGUGAGCAAAAGGAGAAGAAGCAACGUGGCAAAGGUUGUAUUCCAGAUUCCCAAAAAGGGACCGCUGUGGGUAGAUCCUUUUCUCUCAGCUGGCGUAGCCAUCCAGAUGUGACUGAGCCAAUGAGAUUCCGAAGUGCUACCACAUCUGGAGCACCAGGAGUUGAGAAGGCAAGAAAUAUUGUUCGCCAAAAAGCAACUGCUAAGCGAAGCCAGUCUAUCAGCAACUGUGUCCACCUCUCUGAGGCUUUGCCUGCCACUAAAAGCGUCCCGCUCCUCCUCCAUACCGUGAGCGCUCUCUUCCCUGGUCUCUCUUACUCUUCUUGCUCUCACAGGCUGUCAGAAGUGGAGGAAUUCCAACAGGCAGAGAGUACACCUGCAGCUGACACUGAUUAUCUUGUGGUGGGACAGCAGCAGGUCCCCCGGAGCUGCAGCACCUCUGACAUCACUGAACCUUUGUGCUCAGAUUCUUCUCAAGGUCAAAAUUCACCAAAUUUGAGCUCUUCAGAUUCCAAGUCUGUUCAAGAGAGUAAAGGACAUGUGAAGCGGGAACAUGAAGGAAUAACAAUCUUGGUUCGAAGGAGCAGCAGUCCUGCUGAGCUGGAUCUAAAGGAUGAUUUACAGCAGACACAAGGAAGAUGCAGGGAGAGACAGAAGAGUGACAGCACUGGUAGUGACACGGCUGUGGGCUCCAGCAAUGAGACAGAGCUACCCAUGAGCCCGUGGCAGACCUGUGAGGAGGACCCAGAACUCAGCACUCCCACAGACGCUGUGCCUGACUCUGAUGCCCGCCAUUGGUUACAGCUGAGUCCUACUGAUGCUUCAAACUUAACAGACAGCAGAGAGUGCCUUGCAGACGAUUGUAGUAUAAUUGCUGGAGGGAACCUCACUGGUUGGCACCCAGACUCCGCCGCUGUGUUAUGGCGAAGAGUCUUGGGAAUCCUUGGGGAUGUGAAUAAUAUCCAGUCACCGAAGAUCCAUGCCAGAGUUUUUGGCUAUCUCUAUGAACUGUGGUACAAACUGGCCAAGAUACGAGAUAAUCUAGCAAUAAGCCUGGAUAACCAGUCGUCUCCAUCUCCUCCGCUCUUGAUCCCACCACUCAGAAUGUUUGCAUCAUGGCUAUUCAAGGCUACGACUCUGCCAAAUGAAUAUAAGGAAGGCAAACUGCAAGCCUACAAACUGAUCUGCGCCAUGAUGACCAGACGCCAGGAUGUUCUGCCAAACUCAGAUUUCCUGGUGCAUUUCUACCUUGUGAUGCACCUGGGAUUAACCAGCGAGGACCAGGAUGUCUUAAACACUAUUAUAAGAAACUGUUCACCCCGCUUUUUCUCCCUGGGUUUGCCUGGUUUCUCAAUGCUGGUGGGAGAUUUUAUCACUGCUGCUGCCAGGGUCCUCAGUACAGACAUGUUGGCGGUGCCCCGUUCAGAAGCUCUCACACUCCUUGGUUCCCUCGUCUGCUUCCCAAAUACCUACCGGGAGAUCCCUCUGCUGCAGUCCGUGCCAGAAGUGAGUGAGGUCAUCCCAGGAACUGAAGAUGUCAAGCAUUACCUCAUAAAUAUUUUACUGAAGAAUGCUACCGAGGAACCAAAUGAAUGUGCAAGAUGCAUCGCCAUUUGCUCCCUCGGGGUCUGGAUCUGUGAAGAGCUUACACAGUGUGCCAGCCAUCCUCAGGUGAAGGAUGCCAUCAAUGUGAUAGGUGUGACGUUGAAGUUUCCUAACAAGACCGUGGCUCAGGUAGCCUGUGAUGUUCUUCAGCUGCUGGUUUCCUACUGGGAAAAGCUUCAGAUGUAUGAAACUGCUCUACCGCGAAAAAUGGCCGAAAUACUCGUGGCCACAAUUGCAUUUCUUUUACCAAGUGCAGAGUACUCCUCAGUGGAAACAGAUAAAAAGUUUAUUGUGUCCUUGCUCCUCUGCCUCUUGGACUGGUGCAUGGCUCUGCCUCUGAAUGCCCUUCUCCACCCGGUGUCCACGGUGGUCCUGGAGGAGCUGCACCCACCCCGGGCUCCCUUGCUGGAUUAUAUCUACAGGGUUCUGCACUGCUGUGUCUGUGGCUCAAGUACAUACACACAGCAAAGUCACUACACCCUGACCUUGGCUGACUUGUCAUCCACCGAUUAUGACCCCUUCCUACCUCUGGCAAAUGUGAGGAACUCCGAGCCGGUCCAGUACCAUUCAUCAGCAGACCUGGGGAACCUGCUGACUGUGGAAGAGGAGAAGAAGAGAAGAAGUGUGGAACUGAUCCCCCUCACUGCACGAAUGGUGAUGGCCCACCUGGUGAACCACCUAGGCCACUACCCACUGAGUGGGGGCCCUGCCGUGCUGCACAGCCUGGUCAGUGAGAACCAUGACAACGCCCACGUGGAAGGUGCUGAGCUGUCCUCGGAGGUGUUCAGGAGCCCAAACCUGCAGCUCUUCGUAUUUAACGAUAGCACCCUCAUCUCCUACCUGCAGACACCUGCAGAAGGACCAGAUGGAGGGACUUCAGGGGCUUCCCUCUCAGAUGUGAGAGUCAUUGUGAGGGAUAUCUCAGGGAAGUACUCUUGGGAUGGCAAGGUUUUAUAUGGACCUCUGGAAGGCCACUUGGCACCCAGUGGAAAGAAUCCCUCAUUUCAGAUUUCUGGCUGGCAUCAACACACAUGCGGACCUCAGAAAGAUUUGUCUCACAGUGAGGAAGGAGAUGAUGCACUUGACAAACUACUUGAAAACAUUGGCCAUUCAAGCCCCGAAUGCCUUUUACCAUCACAACUAAAUCUAAAUGAGCCUUCCCCACCCCCAUGUGGUAUGAACUGUGACCAAGAGAAGGAAAUUAUUGAGGUCAUCCUGCGCCAGAACAUACAGGAAGAUGAGUAUCUUCAGAGGUGUAACUCUAAUUCUGCAGUGAAGGUCACCAGCCAAGGGCAGCCCUCAUCAGUGGAGCCCCGAGGACCCUUUUAUUUCUGCAGGUUGUUGCUUGAUGACCUGGGAAUGAAUUCCUGGGACAGAAGGAAGAAUUUUCAUUUGUUGAAGAAAAAUUCAAAAUUAUUGAGAGAGCUAAAGAAUCUGGACUCACGGCAAUGCCGUGAGACACACAAGAUAGCAGUGUUUUACAUUGCUGAAGGGCAAGAAGAUAAGUGUUCCAUCUUAGCCAAUGAAAGAGGAAGCCAAGCAUAUGAAGACUUCGUUGCUGGUCUUGGAUGGGAGGUGGAUCUCUCAACCCACUGUGGGUUCAUGGGUGGUCUUCAGCGCAAUGGCAGCACAGGACAGACGGCCCCUUACUAUGCUACCUCGACUGUGGAAGUCAUUUUCCACGUUUCCACUCGGAUGCCAUCGGAUUCAGAUGAUUCACUCACCAAAAAGCUCCGUCACCUGGGGAAUGAUGAAGUCCACAUCGUCUGGUCUGAACACUCCAGGGACUACCGCAGGGGUAUUAUCCCAACAGCCUUUGGAGACGUUUCGAUCAUUAUUUACCCAAUGAAGAAUCAUAUGUUCUUUAUCACGAUAACAAAGAAGCCUGAGGUUCCGUUCUUUGGGCCUCUGUUCGAUGGAGCCAUCGUGAGUAGGAAGCUGCUGCCAAGCCUUAUCUGUGCCACGUGCAUCAAUGCCAGCAGAGCGGUGAAGUGCCUCAUCCCACUCUAUCAGAGCUUCUACGAAGAGCGAGCUCUGUAUCUGGAAGCAAUAAUUCAGAACCACCGGGAAGUCAUGACAUUUGAGGAUUUCGCAGCUCAAGUCUUUUCUCCCUCUCCCAGCUACUCUCUCAGUGGAACGGAUUAAAGUACAUAACGGUCUCAUUAUGACACUUGAGCAAGGCAGGGGUCUUGACCUCCAGCCUGAGUAUGGAUCCCAAGAAAAUCCUCCAUGUGGAAGAGACAGGCAAGACUCUCCUGCUUUCCCCAGAACCCUCAAAUCCAGACUCCAGGAAACUGCCACUGUGCCAGCAAGCCUUCCCAUUGCUUGGCCCCCAAGGUCGGAAGUGAUCUAGUUUGUGUGGAACUUUCAAACAAGACUGUGUUCCUCUUGUCCUGGAAUUUCAUAAACCUUGGGCUUCAGAAGAAGAAAAGAAGUUGCUAUCAACCAGGAACAAGUCUACGACCAUGUGGGCAAUGGAGUCGUCUGGAGCCUCAAGGAAGAACACAGUAGCAAAAGGUUGGGGGCCCACAGGGAAGGGGCAGAGGGCACUUGUCUGGAUCCCCGAGUUGUUUUCUUGUCAUUAUAUACCCAAGCUUGAUUCCCAACAGGGCUGACAAAACAAUUGUGUAAUUGGUGGAAGAAUUUCCGCCAUAAUGAUUUUGCUAAUCUUUUUUGUUAGGGUUUACAGUUUAAUUCAAACUUUUCAUCAUCAACAUUUCAUCAUCAUGGAAACUGGCUGUCCCCAGGGUCUUUUCCCACAGGAAGUUUCACCUCCAUCAUCAAGCCUUUCUCCACCUGGUACCUGAGGGCCACUGACUAAGAUUCUCCUGACAACACAGUUCUGCCAGGUCUUGACAGUGAUGUUUCACGUAGAGUGAUCAGAAAUGUCUAGAUACAGGCCUGUCCACAGGAGAUCAGUAAGCAGAUGACUAGCAACCCUAUCCAGGCCAACUUAGCCCAGCCCAGCCCAGUUUAGCACUGCCCAGCCCAUCCCAGCCCUGCCCAGCCCAGCUCAGAUCAGCCCUGCCCAGAUCAACCCUGCUCCAACUCCAGGGCUGACCAACACCCGCAUCCUGUCCAGUGCCCUCAAAAGUUCACCUGUGGUCUUCUUCCUACCUGUUGCUCAGAGACCAAGACAGGCCUUGAAAACAGCUCUUGUCACUUAAGUUUUAGGGUAACAGAUUCCAAACAAUAGAUUUGGAUCAAAUAUAUAUAUGUGUGUGUGUGUGUGUGUGUGUGUGUGUGUGUGUAUGAGUUACAUACAUAUGUAUAUGUAUGAGUUAUAUACAUAUAUAUACAUACAUUCAUGAGUUAUGUGUGUGUGUGUGUGUGUGUGUAUGAGUGUGUGUGUGUGUGUAUGAGUUAUAUACAUAUAUAUACAUCCAUUCAUGAGUUGUGUGUGUGUGUGUGUGUGUGUGUGUGUGUGUGUGUGUGUGUGUGUGUAUAAAUUAACCUAUCUGGCUCCAAGGAGGGUGUGUUGUGCCUAUUAGGGAUAGGAGGGAGGGAAGGAAUUAAAUGUGUCCCUUUCUGGACAUCUUGGACCUUAGAACCCAGCAACUACGAGUCUGUUCACCGGGGAGACCUCUGUCCCUGCUCCCCACCCUCUGCCCUGGCACUGUCUCAGAGCUCCAGUGUUGCUUCGUUCCCUGCUCUGCCUCAAAGCGAAACACAGAAAUUGCAGUAGAGGCCAUCCCUUGCUGCAUGGUCCUGCUACAUGAGGCCAUUUCCCAGUGCACGUGUCUAGGUGACCCCAUCGCCCAGAGCAGGAAAGCAGCUAUAGAAUGUAGCCUCUAGGGGCGCUCAGGCAUGAGAAGGGAAGCCCUGGAUGUGGUCACCUCCCUGCCUUCCUCUGCCCUUUCUUCUCACACAUUACUCCUAGCCUGCUUGGUCAUUCCUCUGAGCCUGCUUCUCUACCUCCUCAGUGGCCAUUCUCCCCGAGAAGCCAGCUUUCUCCGUCUACUGCAGAGCCAAUUUGGCCGCUGUUGACUUUGGUAGAGAAAGAGGCAGAGCCAGAAGCCAGACUCAGCCUUGAAGUGAGUGGGAAUUCUGAGAGCGACACUCUAGGAGUACCUUCCAGCUGCUGGGAGAAUCCACCCAACUGCUUUGAAGGGAACUGUGCAGCCUCCAUCCCAGGUCCACAGACAGAAGCACCUGCAGAGCUGCCUGCAGAUCAUGAACAGAAUAGGACUUUGCAAAGCACAAGGAAACCCCCGAUCCCUGUGUGCUGUUUUCUAGGGGCCCAGCACACUCAUUGGGAGCUUAAUGAUGAUGGACGGGAAAUGAGAUGCCACGAUAUUUCCCAUUGUGGCAGUGAUACCUUGACUCUUAUCCCACCCACCAUGUGUGCGUGUGUGCGCGUGUGCAUAUGUGCAUGCACAUGUGUGUGUGAAAGAGACAGAGAAAGACAGAGAGAUUUGAGCUUUCUGGUCUGGUUGCCCAGUAUUGUUCAGACUUCUAUUAUUGAUUCUCUGUUUCACUGUUUACAAAGUUCCCAGUCCUGACUCCUGUUAAAAACACACCCCAUCCCUUCUGCAAGAGCGCUUAAGGCUCCAUAAACCCUUUUUGUGGAAUUCUUGUCAUUUUGGAAGUCUUCUAUUUUUGUUUUCCAGUGGUAGCAGAACCCAGGGCCACAACCCAGGCCCCAGAGGUCCUUUUUAACUCCCCCAGCCUUCUGAUCAUUUGUUUCCACAAGCCAACACUUCCAGACUUGGAGUGAGAAAUUCAAUUGGAGGUACCAAGUCACUUGACCUUGUUGUAACCUAAUGAUUUUACCAGCCCCAUGCCCUGGGUGACAGCAGCAGUUUGUGUCUGUUUAUGUUUUACUUUUUCAGCCCAUGGGCCUUAGGUUGUAACAGCUCUGUUAGAGACUUAGACUUGGGGAGUGGGGACUCUGACAACCAUGUUUGGUUGGACCUAGCACUUCUUGUUAUUUGGGGUGGAAAAUUGAAAUGAUCAAGUUUGCCAUUUCUUUUCUUCAGUUGGAAAAGCAAAUAUUGUGUUUUCAUAAUAAACAUCUUUUAGCAAAAUUGCUAAGGGUCACUCAUCCGGUAGAGACCCUCCAGAGAGCCACUCAUCACAUUAGUAUUAGUAGAUCAGUCAUCUGUAAUAAAAGUGGCCCUAAUUACCCCGAAGUGUGAUAAGACUCUCUGGACUCCUGCAGGGCCUGGCCAGUGCCCUUCUUGGCAUGCUGAUUUCCGGAUUUCCAUACAGAGGGAAACUGAUAUUUAUAGUCUUGUUGAUUAGACUUUUAUGCUUUAAAAAAUAGUAAUCCUACAAAAUUAUGACUUUUAAAAAAAAUCUUCAGAAGAUAGGAGAAAAGAAAUUUAGCCUGGUGAGUGACUUUACAAGUUUGCAACUCUUGAGAGCCCCAGGGAUCGACUGGGAUUCUGUGAUGUUGCUGAUUAGUAAGUAGGACCUUUAGCCUUAUACAGGAGGUCAUACAGCUCCAGUGAGCCAUGCAAAUCCUGUCUUCCUGACUGUCCUCAGGUGUCACUUCCUUAUUGCCACUAACUGUGGUGGAGGUUUGAUGGACCCUCUAAACCUUUUAGUGUGUCUUAUGUGUAGCUGUGUUACUCCAUACCUACUGAAGGCAGGGGUCACAUCUAAGGGAAACUUGUCCUUUAUUUGCACCCAAUUUCUAUGUAUAGGACUUACACAGUAAGCAAACAUUUUCUUAGUUUCAGGUCUACAAUGUGUAGUAUGUGUAAAUAGGGGGAAAAUUGAUAGAGAUGAUAAAUUAAGUUAUAGCAUGUCAUUUGAUUGUUUUGAGGUCUCUUGUUAUUUACUUUUCAAUGCUGCACAUUUAGGUUGUUCGGAGGUGGGGGAGACCUCCAAGUCUGCCCCAUCUUGGCAGGAGUGUACGUGUGCACUAGGACACACUCCACAAAGGCGGCCAUGCUGGGAAAACACUUCGCUCCUUAAUGGUGUCACUCAAUCCAGUUCGCUCUUCUUCGUUCUCAUUUCCUGGGAUGAUUUGAUGAGUUAGAAGCACAGCAUCUAGGUGCUGCAUGUUUCUGACAUUCUUAUAGUGUGUAGGAAAAUAAAAGUUUAUCCCAACAUCUAAUAAGAAGUUGAUUUGCAUUUUUUUAUUGAACAAAGUUAUUCAAAAGCAUUUUGUAAGCCAAAGGCAACAGGUGUUCAACACCAUAGCUAGUACCACUCAGAAAGCUUACACAUACUCAGGUAAAAAUCAACCUCAUGGUUCAUAGUAUGGAAUGCUAAUAUUUAGCCACCAGGGAACCUGCAGCCUAAGGGUAAACUUCUGCAUAUGUGAUUCCUCAAGACUCUGGUCUCCAGCUGGGAGCAUCAUCCAUGUCCUCCAUCCAUCGUCUCACCUAAUUAAAACCACCCCUGUCUGUUUUUACAGCAGGUAUUGAGCCUCAUAGUAACCUUUGCCCCUGCUUUGUCAUUCCUAGGCAGCCCCCUGUUCUAAGCUAGAGUCCCUGCCCCUAAGGAGCAAGGUAUAUUUGAGAACUUUGUUAUUAGGUGACAGACAACAUGUAAUUCAGCCUCUUUCUAGUGUGGCUAAAGCCAGGUACUGAUAUUUCCUGCCUCAGGACUCCAGUAAUCACAUUACAACCUAGCCUGUGGUCUCUGAGAACAUAGUGGGCCACUCCGUGUUCCAGACAACAGUGAAUUCUCAGGAUGCUGAACAACCGAGUUUGUAAAAGUCAUUCACUUGUUCCUUUAGCAAAUGCUUGCUGAGUACCCAGUACUUGCAGAACAUGUUGAUGUCCUGAGAAAGGGUCUAGGGAGUCAAGUGCAAAGAGGAGCCUGAAUUGACCUGGCUUCGUCUUAGCUAUGAACUGAUAAUCAAGAGCUUAUAUAUGUAGUUCCUUCUAGAAACAACUCUAGUGCUGUGAGCCAGAAGCAGUAAUUCACAACCUUCUGCUUCAUUUGGGCAUUUCUAAGGAGGAUUCAAAAUCCUGCCUCAUUCCCUCCCAGUGUCAAACUAAAGCAUCUGCCUCCCUUGUAGCUACCCAGAAGGUGAUGGAUGCCCAGAAAUCGAUUGGGGAGCUAGAGGAGCUCUGCUGAUGGUAUUCUAGACAGCCUCAUGUGUCUGUGGCGCUGGGUGGCCCACUGCUCUACAGCUGCUCCUUGGAGCUGAGUCCCUCCCCCUUGCUAACCGUUCAGCUCAGCAGAUGGCCUUCCAGGAUCCACAGGGAGCUUUCCUCUGGGGUCAUAUUGGGAUACUUUGCAGAUAUGGAAAUGAGCACUUGAAACUCAAAGGCUGUUGUCACUGUUGUCUCAUAAAGAAGGUUACUUUCAUAUUUAUAGCAAAAAGAUGGGGAGGGGUUGAUUCUAGGCACCAUGUUCCCUGUGAGAGAUUGGGUCAUCUUCAGAAAUUCUCAUCAAUACCCUCAGACCAUAUCAUAAAGAAUCCAGCUUCCAAUGAAAAGGAUCACUAAGAAGAAUGCAAUUGUAGGGGGUUGGUUUGGGGAUUUUUGUUUGUUUGUUUGUUUGUUUGUUUGUUUAGUAUUCCAGGGGAAAUGCCUGUUUCCUCCAAUGGAGUAUCUUCUAAUGAGAAGAUACUGCAUUUACAGUGUUCACUUCUGUACACACAUCUCUGGUGUAGCUUGUGUGUGUCAUCUAAGCCAAGGCCACUUGACGGAAAUGUUUGUAUCAAAGAUUGCUCUUCUAUGAAUGGAUGUGGCUUUAACUGCAUUUCAUUUUCAAAAAAAAACCAACAAAAAACAAAAAACAAUGGAGGUUGUGGGAAAAGAUCAUAAAGUAAACUUCUCUACAUAUGUGUUUCCUUAACACCCUGGUUUGCAGCUGGGAACACCAACCCUAUCCUCCAUCUACUUCUGCUAUGACAGCUGAGGCCUGAAGGUGUUACCUUCCUGGCUCUCACGCAACUAUACUGGGGAUUCAGCCAGGAGCUGAGUCCCCAGGUUUCCGUGUGUAGUGACACCAACAACUGUUCUUAACCAGUACGUGGACUGUUGUUGAACAAUGUAGUUGUCAUGUGCCCAUUGUACUUCAGCUGCUCUGAGGAUGCUUCGGAGUCCACAUCCAAGGCCACCUUGAGUCUGUUGUCAUAGGAGCCAGACUGAGCACAGCAAGGUUUUGGCACUGUUGAGGAUCUGGUUUGCCAGAAAUCUGACCUCUCCUUAUCGUCCACAAAAAGAGCACUUGGAACCAACCCCUCCUGGGAAUUCAAAAACCACCAGAUAACAGAUUCCUGGAAAGGCAGAUUGCACAGGUCUUAACUGAAAAAAAAAAAAAAAUAGACUUUGAAAAGAAAGAUCUGCUACCAAGGCAGGCUUGGUGCAAUACCCAGGCAGGUUGGCCACACCCUGGAAGUUCAUUCCCACCUUCUGGAGUCAAAGAGCCAUGUGGUGUUUAGCACUCGCUACCAUUUGAUCAGAGUUGUGAUCACCUCCUAAGAGCAUUUACAGGUAAGGAUUCCAGGAAAAGAUGGUAAACACACCAAGUCCCUUGAACACCACAGGGACCGCCAGCAAAAGGCUUGCUUCCAAAGCCAAGGGUCGGGUUUCCCACAUGCUGUCUGCCGUAGCAUCUCUCCAGCAUAGCUCAUGGCCCAGCCAGGGAAGGCAAGGACAUCUCUAUGGCAUGCUCGCCUGCCAAAAGGGACUUUCACAUGUGCCCAAAGUAGGUGACCAGCAGCACCACAGCAGGGGACCCUGGGAAAUGACAUCCCUGCUAACGGGUCACUGAAAAGAACUUGCUGACAUUGCAUUGUACUUUUUUGGUUGUUAGGAUUUUACAAGAAAAAUAUUUUUUAAUACCUAAGUCCCUACUAGCCUAAAUUAAGUUGGAUAAUAUGAAAGAGGGUACGGAUUUAAGCUGCUGUGUUAUAUGUGUCAAGCAAACACUUGUCAAGCAUGCACGAGGUUCUGGGUUUGAUCCCUAGCACUAGAGAAAGAAAAGGUGUGUGUGUGUGUGUGUGUGUGUGUGUGUGUGUGAGAGAGAGAGAGAGAGAGAGAGAGAGAGAGAGAGAGAGAGAGAGAGUAAGUAGGUAGGUAGGUAGGUAGGUAAGUUUAAAAAUAAUGUGGAAGAUUCUGUUCAUUUCAAAACCAAAGUCAGAGAAACCAGGAAGUCCUUGUCGCCGUCUUCCAUACCAUACCAUCUUCCAGACAUGAAAAACAGGCUUAAUAUUACACUGAUAUGCUGCCUUCCAUAUCAGACUGCAUUAUAUAUGUGAUUUAAAAUUCCAUUUAAGACAUUGAAGAAAGGAAGAACAGAUGCAUUAAUGAUCUCGGGAAUAAGGGUGCCUUUUCCUGUGUGUCCAGGUGGAAUUUUUAAUCUAACAUUUAUGUAUCCCUCCCUCUCCCUCUGGCAAAAUGCUCAUUGAGUUUGACAGACUAUUUUACAUGAAUAGGUCCUGCUCGUCAGCCUCCUCCUUGGCGUGGGGUCCUAGGGUCUGAAAAUUGGAGUGUGCUUUUCACUGAGGGUGUGAAGUGUGGAGGGACGGCUAUUACAGAUCCUGAAAGGAUCUUUUUGACUUCAGAAAAUAGCCUGGCCAAGAAAAGCUUUUUUCCAUGAAUACUCACAGACUGCAUUAUGCUCCUCGGAUGAUAGAGGUGAGCACUUUUGAUCAAUAUUCCCCAAGAAACGCUGCCAGGCUAAGUGGGACCUGAGGGCCUCUGGGAGACACCCCCUCCCUUGGAGCUGCUACACCUCUGCAGCACAUUUCUUACCAAUGCUUUGAGAUGCAGCAUCAGCUCCCCUCCUAAAUACUGACAGCCUAUUCUGUCCUCUGUGUACCUCACCAGAAAUGGCUCUCCCCAGCUUUCCUUUGGGAGCAUUUUGUCACCUCCAUUUCAGGAAAGCCAAAGGUAGAGGAAAGACUUGGACAGGAGGAAGACUUGAGCAGGAGCUUCUGAAUCAAGGAAGGUUUGUUUGUUCAUUUAGCAUUGCUGAGAUUGCAAUGACCUGACAGUGUGGAUAUAUGGAUAUGUAUACAUUUUCUCUCCCAUUUUCCCCCUUCCCAACUCUCCUCUCCAUGAAAAUGGUAAGCAGGUUAUUAAAAAACAAAUUCUCUCUCAAAGCCUUCUCUCCAGAUCCAUGCAAACACACACACACACACAAACAAAGAUGUCGGCUUUUAUUUUGUACAGACAUAGCAUUAUAUAUUAUCUGUUACUCUGAUGUUCUUUUAAGAUUUACUAUGUCUUAGGUGCACAUGGCUCUAAUUCAUCAUGCUUAGUGGUUGCAUAUUAUUCCUCAAAAUGAAAUUUAAUUUCCUUGGCCUGUGGGUAAGCAUUAAGGUGGUCUCCAGUGUUCCUUAUAACAAUAGUCCUGUAAUAAACACCAUCACACUUCUACCCUGA